This is a messenger RNA of Brienomyrus brachyistius, 1580 nucleotides long. RefSeq names its product Elongation factor 1-alpha-like (gene eef1a1l3). NCBI's taxonomy places the organism in Eukaryota, Metazoa, Chordata, Actinopteri, Osteoglossiformes, Mormyridae. The record is from RefSeq and is a predicted model, not a curated record. Gene Ontology annotation, biological process: translational elongation; translation. Gene Ontology annotation, molecular function: translation elongation factor activity; GTP binding; GTPase activity. The transcript is spliced from 7 exons. Bases 69 to 1448 code for a protein of 459 amino acids.
AAAAGGAUUCUGUACGGUAUAAGACGUUUCAUUAAAGGCGACUUCUCUAGUAUAACUCUGACUUCAACAUGCCGAAGGACCGCAUCCAUAUAAACGUUGUUAUUAUCGGCCACGUGGAUAGUGGCAAGUCCACGACCACUGGCCAUCUUCUCUACAAGUGCGGCGGCGUAGACUCCAGGACCCUCGAGAAGUUUGAAAAAGCUGCAGCCCAGAUGGGCAAGAGCUCUUUCAAGUUCGCCUGGGUUUUGGACAAGCUGAAAGCCGAGAGGGAGCGUGGCAUCACUAUCGACAUCUCGCUGCUUAAGUUCGAGACUCAGAAGUUUUCCAUCACCAUCAUCGACGCUCCCGGACACCGCGACUUCAUCAAGAAUAUGAUCACCGGCACAUCCCAGGCUGACGCCGCUAUUCUGGUGGUGUCCGCGGCCAAGGGCGAGUUUGAGGCCGGCAUCUCCAGAAACGGACAGACCAGGGAGCAUGCCCUGCUUGCUUACACGCUGGGCGUCAAGCAGAUCAUCGUCUGCGUCAACAAGAUGGACCUGACCGAGCCGCCAUACAGCCAGAAGCGCUAUGAGGAGGUGGUUCGCAACGUGACUGUCUUUAUCAAGAAAAUCGGAUAUGACCCGGCAGCUGUGCCGUUCGUGCCCGUUUCUGGCUGGAACGGUGAAAACAUGCUCGCAUCCUCUCAGAAGAUGCCUUGGUUCAAAGGGUGGAAAAUCAAGCGAAAAGAGGGCAAUGCAAAUGGUAAAACUCUGCUGGAAGUCCUGGAUGCCAUACUUCCUCCGAUCCGAAUUGUCAACAAGCCUCUCAGACUGCCCCUUCAGGAUGUCUACAAGAUAGGAGGAGUUGGUACAGUCCCAGUGGGGAAGGUCGAGACUGGAGUCCUGAAACCUGGGAUGCUCCUGAUGUUCUCACCAGCCAAGCUGACAGCAGAGGUGAAGUCCAUAGAGAUGCACCACCAAGGACUCCAGACUGCCCUACCUGGACACAACAUAGGCUUCAACAUCAAGAAUGUAGCUGUUAAGAACUUGCGUAGAGGGAAUGUGGCUGGGAAUGCCCAGUGUGACCCUCCGCUGGAUGUUGCAAGCUUCAUUGCCCAGGUGAUAAUUCUCAACCACCCAGGCACUAUAAAGGCUGGCUACUCUCCAGUGCUGGACUGUCACACUGCCCAUGUGACUUGUCGCUUCGCUGAGCUACAGCAGAAGCUUGACCGCCGCACAGGGAAGAUCCUUGAGGACAGUCCUCAAGCCCUGGUGUCUGGGGAUGCUGCCACUGUGAAGCUCGUUCCUAUAAAGCCUCUCUGCGUGGAGAGCUUCUUUAGCUACCCUCCUCUAGGUCGGUUUGCUGCUAGGGAUCUGAAGCAGACCGUGGCGGUUGGCAUCAUCAAAGCCGUGGAGAAAAUUGACCAGACCCCAAGGAAGCCUUCCUCAAAAGUGCAAUUUUCAAAAUGAACUGUUGGAAAUGUGGUGCAGCUCUGUAAAGGAACUUUUUGUUUUGACUCCUCCUACUAUGGUUUCUGGCUUUUGUUUAAAAUAACUGUAUCCUAAAGGGUGUUUGGUUGAGGAAUAAAAUCCUGGUCUGUU